GCAACCAUCAGGCACUGAACUGUAAACAUCUCUGUGUACCAGCCUCCGUGCGCUAGCGGUGCUUAAAUAAAUCAUGAAUUUCUCAUCUGUUAAGUGAUUAUUCGUUUCUACUCGCCCACUAAACGGGGAAGGAUAAAAUGGGGCCUACGAUCAGACUACUUUGAUCGUUCAAUAACUUCGGGAUAUAGGGAAAUGAGCACUUGAGUUAUUGUUGACAACUUAAACACAGUGUGGAUACGACGCACUUGUUUUCAAAAUGUUGGUGCGAAGUAGGAAGUAUGAUAACGAAACAUUGGACGUUAUCAACAAAGGAUGUCUCGAUCUUUAUGACGGAAUAGCGUGCGGCAGGGUUAGCAUUUUAGCUCUACUUUGCCUCCUCACGUUCUUCUUGAUCGUCUUAAAACUAAUAAAAUACCAUGCGUGCAAGCACUCCCAGAUGCAUCACUAUGCAAUAUUUUACGUAUCGGGGAUAAAAUGUAUUAUUUGUGCCACAAGUUUCAUUAUUGGCGUACGAUAUCCUCAGCUGGAUUUCACUGCAAAUUUCCUAAAACUAUUACAAUUCAUUCUGAUAUGCCAUCUUCAUUGGUCAUCUGCGGCCAGAGCUCGGCAUAGAGAUGACAUUGUCCAGCACGUCGUCAACCCAGUCCUGUCCCUUUAUAUACUCUAUUGUACCACAGUGGUUUUAAUGGGCAUGGUCGACAUUAGUGGAACCUGGACAGAGUGCCUUCGUCCCUACUGGCUCAUGCUAUCAAGCGCAGAUUUUAUUACUGUUCAAAUGUUUGCAGUCGUUGCUCUCUACCUAACACAUAGCAACAAUCGAUCUGUCAUUUCAACACUCAUGCUGCCUACUGCUUCAUCUCAAACUAGAGACCUGUGGCUUGUCACGGCCGUUUAUGAAAUCUCCGCAGUUGUUUCUGUUGUCUUUGACGCUGUCAUGUCAUUGUUGGGCAGAGAAGAAACUGGUUGCAGCGGUAUUUACAAUCAUGCACAAAUCUACUACAGUGCAUCAAUUGUGGUAGUAAUGAUUCUAAAGUACCUUUUACCGACCUGGACGUUACUCUCUGUUUUUCAACCAGCUCGUGUGAAGUCAAGACCAUCUGAAGUCGCUUUGACUUCACACUACAAUACAGAUGGAACUUGUUACAAUCAAUAUCGAAGAAUGUUCUUUUCUCAAAACGGAGGACAACCAACGUCAAUGUCGUAUCCAACAAUUCCUUACCCGUCCGAACCUCCGAUGUAUGAAGGAUUUUGUGAUUACUCGUAUCCCGACAGUUCCCCCGACGAAUCGCCAACAAUUGACCAAAGAAAAGGGGUAGACAUUGAUGAUGCUUAUGAAAAACAUUUUAUCAGCAUUGAUCAGCAUAGAGAUUGUAUACUUGGUAACCAGUACAGAAUUGAUAACAAUAGACGAAACUUGCAACGAAGUUUAGACAUGGAUGAUGAUAAUGAUGAAAUUGACAAACGAGCCGCACUUAAAAACAGUAAUUUAACAACGAUUAGCGAAGAGGGUAGUAAUAACCUUGAAAGCCCUCAAGAGUGAUCGGUUGCUCAACAAUUCUAAGUCAAACCAGUACCCUAGUUUUAAAAGUGCCUAAUACGGUUAGUGAGUUAUUGUGCUACACAGUUGUAACGUAUCAACUACCAACCAUGACGAAAAUGGUUAGAAGUAAUAUUCGGAAAUGCUAUGCACACAUUUGCGAGUCACUUUGCGGAUGCGAUAGCAUCGACCAUUACUUUUACGUCUCGUGAUAGUACUUUUGUCGUUGAAUGCGGAAUGCGUGAAUCAAUUUUGAAUCGAUCGAUUUAAUGUACUUUUUUUUUCACCAACGCUAUAUACGUAUGUGAUAUCUACAUCAAUGCAUAUGUAAAUAUAGAGGUAUGCAAAUCUAUAUGCAAAUUUGUUGAUAAUAGAUGAGUUCGGUAUUUCACUCAAAAUGCUUACCGUUCAGAUAUUUUCAAGUAUGAAAACAUUCGUGGUGAGAAUCUCUAGGAGUCUGAGCUACUUACUAAACUCAGCUAAUGCAUGACUAAUCAUAGGAACUUUUUAAAGGGCUUGUAACAUUGGCGAUACUAGGAGAAUAAGUUUACGAAAUUGAAUCGAAACAAUUUUACAUAAACUUGUAUCAUAUUGAUCUGAAGUUGAAAACAUAAGACUUGUUUGGUAUGAAAUUAACGUUAGAGAUAGAAUUAGACGUUCCUGUAGAAAAUUGAAAUUUUUUUUAUGAAAUGUAUUUUCGACAGGUAGUAUAAUAGUUUUUCAAAUUCAUCCAAGGUUUUUUUUUUUUUUGUUUGUCAGCUGAAAGUCCUGACAUUUACCGUGUAAACUGUUGCAGAGGUUAUUCCAAAAAUAAGCUGUGAUUCGUUUUCUAAAGAUUGAACAACGAAAAAAAGAAAUAAGUUGCAAAAGCAUUCUGUAUAUCACAGAAGUAAAUUUUUCGGCGAUUCUUCGAUUGAUGUAAAUACGAUGUGAAUAUAGAACCGUCGUUAUUGGAUGAUCUAUAUACAUUUAUCAAUAAUUAGCUGUGAAGUAAUCGUAUCGCUAUUGUGUAACGUAGUUUUAAUUACCUUAAAAUAGAAUACUUCCAUACUCUAUAUAUGUAUAUGAACAACGUGCAACAAGUUUGGUUGCUUUGUUUCAAGACUGUCUUCAUGGAGAAUUAUAAGUAAUUAACUGCUAUAAGAAUCUAUGACAAUUAGGAGUUAAGUAAUUACGAAAAUAGAGGUGAAUUUUCAACUAUUACGUUCUUAGCUUGCUAAUUAUAGUUGCAUAUAGUUAUAAUUGGUUCUAGUAAAGAGUAUCUUUAUUUCUCUGAUAAUUUUAAGCAACGACUCUCCAGUCCAUAAUAGCUCGAUAUCGAAUUUUACUGUACGUACAUAGAUAUAAUCGUUGUUUUAUAUCAUUUA
Messenger RNA from Neodiprion virginianus, 2904 nucleotides. RefSeq lists its product as uncharacterized. The record is from RefSeq and is a predicted model, not a curated record. The coding region runs from base 257 to 1540 and encodes 427 amino acids. The transcript is spliced from 6 exons. NCBI's taxonomy places the organism in Eukaryota, Metazoa, Arthropoda, Insecta, Hymenoptera, Diprionidae.